CAUUUGGGGGAUAUCUGUACUGUCCUGACAUUUGGGGAUAUCUGUCCUGUCCUGACAUUUGGGGGAUAUCUGUCCUGUCCUGACAUUUGGGGAUAUCUGUACUGUCCUGACAUUUGGGGGAUAUCUGUACUGUCCUGACAUUUGGGGGAUAUCUGUACCGUCCUGACAUUUGGGGGAUAUCUGU
Molecule: messenger RNA, 184 nt
Organism: Staurois parvus
Lineage: Eukaryota; Metazoa; Chordata; Amphibia; Anura; Ranidae
Source: the annotation of a GenBank genome assembly